This is a messenger RNA of Pomacea canaliculata, 2830 nucleotides long. Its product is annotated as nuclear pore complex protein Nup85-like. The record is from RefSeq and is a predicted model, not a curated record. Gene Ontology annotation, cellular component: nuclear pore outer ring. Gene Ontology annotation, molecular function: structural constituent of nuclear pore. Bases 609 to 2642 code for a protein of 677 amino acids. NCBI's taxonomy places the organism in Eukaryota, Metazoa, Mollusca, Gastropoda, Architaenioglossa, Ampullariidae. Gene Ontology annotation, biological process: protein import into nucleus; positive regulation of DNA-templated transcription; mRNA export from nucleus. The transcript has 22 exons.
AUAUAACAAAGAACAAUGCGAGGACUCGCUGCGUUCCAGCAGUAAAGGGCGCUAACUGAAGUAACGGUAACGACUCCAGAGAAUACUUACUAAUCUUAAGAAUAUGAAGAAAUGUUAUCAUAUGAAACUGCAAGAGGGUGGUCAACAAUUCAAUUUAUUUCAUGCAGCUCUCGCUUUAUAGACGUUAUAGAGAUCAUUUCAGAUUUCUGCAACCAGAAAGUUGGAUCUGUCUGAUUUAGCAGUGCAGUGUUGUCCUGUAUGUGUUGUAACUGAACCUAUCGGCUGUAGUUGUUUUCCUCCGUUUGUCCCAGUUUUCCAGACCGGAAUGAAACGGUUUUAAUGUGUAGUGUAUGCUUGGACUGGGUGUGUGAGCGUGUGCAUGGGCGUCACCCGGAACAGAAUUAUGUGUAGAUAUAUUAUCUGAACAGUGUGUGAAAUCUAAAUUUAAUGUAUAUUAUUUCUGAAAACCACUGUAUGCUUACCAAUGUACUUUACAGAAGCGAAGGAAAAAAAGUGUCCUUAAAUUUGGAAUAGAGCCCAAAAAUAUAUAUUCUCAUAAUGUUGCUGUUCUUACCUAGUUCGUGAUAGCUCCCUAUAUUUCUAAAAGCAUGGCAUCUGAGCGGGAAGCAGUAUUCUUGGUGCCCUUGCCAAGGAAUGCCUACACAUCCCUCAAGGCAACAUGGGGACUUGGGAACCAACUGUUUACUUAUGCCUCCAGCAAAAUGCCUCCAACAGAAUCAGCUACAUCAGGAAGAUAUGGGGAAAGUUCGAACAUUUUGGAUGUCAGGUGGAGUGUAGAUAUGUAUGGUCCUGUCACCAGAAAGCUGGUAAAUGAAUCCCACAGUAUAUUUGUGACACUUCAAGGUCAAGUCACGAGUCUGACUGGACCAGCUCUCCAUGCUCAGAUCAAGAAGGCCAGCAAAAAAUACCGAUCAGUUUUGAAAGCAUGUAGCUUGGAGCUGCUUCAUAAACUGAAUAUGUGUGAGGCACAGGAAGAAAGUAAAAAAAGGUAUUUUGAGGAUAAUCUGCAGUUGCUUGAGAUGAUGCAGCUUGUGUGGAACCUCUGUGAGAUUCUCUAUAUCGACAUUUCUCCAGGUGAAAUGGUUCUUACUCAGUUAUUGGACUGGCUAAGGUGGCAUUUUCCUGGGGUUCAUCAGCUUGCUCAAGACGUCCUGAAUGAUGAUCAGCCAGAUAGUAAUAAUAAUUACUGGGAAGCUGUCUAUAGACUGCUUCUGCAGGGUGAGAUAGAGAGUGUGCAGAAGCUGCUUUCACUUCAUUCGUCCAGCCAGACAGCACCCUUUUUGAGUGUUGAGGAACUUUUGAGGAAGAUGCCCCAAUGGGGGAAAUUCCACUCGAUAUCUCUGGCUGAAUUUGGAAUGAAGUGGCGCUAUUGGCAAGAGGAGUGUGUGCGACGAUAUGAAGAUGGGCAGUUUAGUGCCUUCAGAGACCUAGAGACCGUUGUUCAGAUCCUGUGUGGAGAGGUUCAAGUGUUUUCAGAGCUUCGGGAAAUGUGUGGCACGUGGUAUCACUUUCUCAUUUCUCGUCUGCUGUACCAGAACCCUACCAUAACCCCUGCUGAUCUUGGAUAUCAUGUUCAGGCUUGCAUAGAAGAGUUUCAGCGGGCAGGACAACGCAUGGGUGACAUUGACAAAAUCCUGCAGGCUGCACUCGAAUUUGACCUUCACCAGGUCAUUAAAGACAGCAGUACUUUCCUCAGCAGCAGAAACUGGUGGUUUGGGGCACAUCUUACAGAUAUCCUUCAUCACUGUGGACAGAUUGACUCUCAGACACUUGCAUUUGGAUCAAACCUGCGUGAAUACUUGCUGCUGGAGUAUGCAUCAGGCUUGAUGUCUCAUCAUAGUUUAUGGCAAGUUGGAGUGGAGUACCUAGAUUUUUGUCAUGUCUUUGGAAAAGAACAUCUGAAACUAUUUAUUGAGAAUAUUCCUCUUGAUACAGAACGGAAAGCACUUAAGCUUCUUCACAUCUGCCAAGAAAGAGAUCUACAAAAACAAGCCCAGAGCAUCUGCAAAGUGAUGGGAAUGCGCUGCUCUCAUGAUGGCAGGCUUGGGUCUGCCUUGACCUGGUUUCUGCGAUCCAAAGAUGUUCCUGCAGCAACACAUGUGACAGAAAAAUUCUUGGAGCAGUACAAGGAGAAUGGAAGCUUUUCUGACACAGACCUCCUGGACCAUCUAGGGCCCGUCAUGCUGCUUACCAGCCAGCUUACCUUUCUUGGCAAAUACAGAGAGUUUCAUAGAUUGUAUCAAGAAAAAGACUUGAAGAGUGCUGCCUCUCUUCUUCUGUCUCUCCUGACUGCCCGUGUAGCUCCUAGGCAUUUCUGGGUUACACUCCUGAUGGAUGCUCUCCCUUUUCUAGAAACUCCACAGUUAAUCCUCAGCACCAUGCAGACAUAUGAGAUGAUGCAUUGCCUGGAGGAGCUUACACAAGAACUGAUAAGGCCUUCCUCCUCCACAUCAGUGACUGCAGCUCAUAGAAGUUCAAAUGCAAGCACAGCAGUAGCCACUGCUGAGCAGGAACAGCCCAUUUCUCAAACAGAUUUAGAAAAGCUUAAAUUCCUGAGGCUGGCCCUAAGUCGAAAUCUGUCAAGAGCAAUUGUUCAGGAGGGCACCAUUACUCCAACCUGAUAAAAAACUGAAUGUGUUCUAGCAGCAGAACAAAUGGCAGCAAAGACACAAACAUUACAAUGUGAGAAUGAGUGUGUAUGAUACAUCCUCUAAUCAUGCAGAAACAUUUGUACAGUGUUGUAAAAUUCGGGUGAUUUAGUGCUAAACUUGAUACUGAUGGAGUUAAAUAAAGAUCAUUUUUAAAGAAA